Molecule: messenger RNA, 2994 nt
Organism: Dioscorea cayenensis subsp. rotundata (Guinea yam)
Lineage: Eukaryota; Viridiplantae; Streptophyta; Magnoliopsida; Dioscoreales; Dioscoreaceae
Source: RefSeq, a predicted model, not a curated record
GCCGACUCGGCUCCCCAUUUCUAAGUUUUGUUUAUUCUUUACCUCAACCCCACACUAACACACUACUAAGUAAACACUACUACGCCCCGCGGUGUGGCUGCGCUGGAGAAUGGAACCCUUGAACUAGAACCUCCACCGAACCCCAUUCCCCAACUUCACUUGGGAGCCAAGCCAUCCUUAGUCUCCGAUUCAAGGAACUCAUUCUCUCUCGGCCUCUUGCGGUUUGGUUUUGUUUGCGGAUGUGAAAUGAGUACAAAGAUCACAAGAUAGGAGUAGCACUCCAUUGAAAUCAAUCAAGUCUGGUGAACUGAAAAGUUCUGGGCAGCAUGGUGGUAGUGCUACUAAGAGUAUACCCAUGCCCAUGAAGAAUUAUCAGAAGCCAUGGCCGAGAAGAAAGGCUGUUGGGGAUGAUGAGUUGGUCAAGUACAUGUCCACUGUCCCGCUUUAUCUGCAGCACAUGGAGAAAGGAGAUUGCUCUCAAGAGAGGGCACUGAAUGUUGGAGUUCUUGAUUGGGGGCUUCUUGAGAAAUGGGCAUAUAACCAGAAAAUAUUCGCUGCAGGGAGAGGCCAGGGAUUCAUCGUCAAGAAGCAAACUUUAUCCAGCCAUUCUGUUCAAACCACUAAAGCUGAGCCAUUGACUGGAGAGAAUUGCAAACACUCUAUUGAUCCCCCUGAUGGUAGAUGUUUAUCUAGAAACACUCCUGUUGAUCAAACUCACAUGGAUAAAGUACCGAAGAAGCAUCCGGAUGAUCAGGGAACACGGACUAAGUUUGUCACCUUCUCUCCAAAUGCUAUGAACGCUCAAGAUCGUAGAUCAAGAGAAUUUGAGAAAGCUGAAACCUAUGAGAAACAAAAAUGUUCUGAUAACCACCGAAAGCAACAAAAGCCUGCUGGUAUCCCCCUGGCCAGUGAUGAUAGACCUCAAAACCAGGAGGUUGCAGCAGUACAUGAAGAUACUGGAAAAACACCUAAUAAUCUUCAGGGAAAUGUUCACAGAAGAGUCGCGUCAGUUAUUCAGGAGACUUUCCUUCUGAUGGUGCACACUAUUGGGAAUUAUCCCCUUUUGGGCCUCAUUCGUGUCCCCUCCUUCCUGCCUCCCAACACAAUAAACUUAAUGGGAGCUAGCACUAUCAAUGCAACUCCAACAAUGAAUUCAAACGGUAAACAUGAAAAGCGGGAUGACUUUUCUGGCAUGUCGAGGGAGCUCUUCAAUGUCUUUAUGGCUCAAGGGUCAGGUGAAGAUCUAGUAAAAGCAAGUGGUCUAGCCAGGGGAAGAGAAUUUUCACUUAAUCAUCAAUCAAGUCCUGGUCAAAUUUGGCACAGAAGAAGCUCUAGUUUGAGAGAGGGUUCAAACAUGCACCAAAUGAGAUCAGUUGCUUCUUCAGAGAAUCCUCAUGUAGACAAAGUUAGUCCACAGAGCAAAGGCAGGCGAAGCCCACUGCGGAGGUUGCUAGAUCCACUUGUGAAAGCCAAAGAACGCAGUAGUGUUUCUGGUCCAAUUGCCUGCGCAACCACUCGCCAUACUAAUGAAUGGAACGAUUGCAAAAGGUCUCUGUGUCAGGAUGGUGCAGUAGAUGGGUCAAUCAAGUUGGGCAUGGCCAGCAUGAAUUCUUCCAAAUGUCAGGCAGAGUGUAACCACAAUUCCUCUAAUGAGGUUGUAUCAAUGAAUAACUCAACUUCAACUCUUGAUGAGAAACAUGUUCCAUCAAGGAGGCAAGCCCUUUUACAACUUGCUUGGAAGAAUGGCCUUCCUUUGUUCAUGUUCUCAUCAAAUAACAAUGAUAUUCUGGCAGCCACAGUGAAAGAAGAGAAACUCAUCCCAAUAAAGAUGACUUUUGAGUGUGUGUAUACAAUUUUCUCUGUUUCAGAAGUCAAGAAGAAAAGUGGAAUAUGGAUCAACCAAGGAAACAAAAGUAAAAAACAUGGCUUGGCAUCUGAUAUUGUUGGCCAAAUAAAGGUAUCUCAUGGGAGCUUGACUGAACAUGAUUCGAAGAGCCAUGUUCUUAUCAGAAAAAAAUUUUGUUUUAUAUGGCUGAAGUCAUACCAAACUGCUCAUGAACCUAUUGAUUCUGUGUUCAGCAAAGAGCUCGCCGCAGUUGUUGUGAAGGCUGUUGAGGAUAACAAGUGUGAUGAUCAAGACAGAAGCUUGCAUAAUGAAGAUUAUGUGAGAACCUUGAACCUCGCCAGUAUUGUAGCUAUACUCCCAAGUGGGUUUCAUGGUUCAUCAACGGCUGGAGAGCCUUCACCCUUGAUUGAGAGAUGGAAAUCAGGUGGUUUGUGUGAUUGUGGAGGAUGGGAUGAAGGCUGUGCACUAACAAUCUUAAGAGACAAGAAUCAAGAUAACAAGAACUCUCCUGAUGGCACUCAUCUAAUUGAACUGUUUUAUCAGAAAAGGAAAUGUGCAUUACGCAUGGUUGCUUUCAGAGAGGGGCUAUAUACAGUUGAUUUCAGGUCAUCCAUUUCUUUGUUGCAAGCUUUUGUUAUCUGCAUAGCAACCCUGCACAGCAAAAACCCUCCCCACCUCUCCAAGUUGCUUUUAGCAGAGCCGAACAACUUUGAGGAACAUGUCCUCUCUGAUCACUUAAGAUCUUCAACAAGGAGACAUCCGGAUGAUCCUACAAGAUGUGUGCCAAACCAUCCGCCCAUUUCGUCUGUAGAGAGAGAUUAGCUUGCUGAUUCAUUCAAACUACCAACUUUUCUCUAUUUCAGCAGCUCUUUGCUCUUUAAAUCCUCAAUGCUUGAUAGCUGGAGAAGGAUGAAAUGAAUCCUGCUUCCUAUCAUUGAUAUAUCCCAUAUGCUAUCAUGUGCUAGCUACCUUAGAAAAGGGGCCUCGGUGACCAUAAGACAGGUUGCAAUGCUUGGCUUCAUCAUGUUGGUGUAUUAUAUAUAUUAGAAGCAGCUCUGGAAUCUACAGCUCUAUAGGAAAUAAUCACUGUAUAAUGUAUAAACUGUGGUUAUGAGCAAUAAAUUUAAGCUGAGAUUCUUUUCCCUUAA